This is a messenger RNA of Vidua macroura (Pin-tailed whydah), 1976 nucleotides long. It is a transcript of the gene NEK6, whose product is annotated as NIMA related kinase 6. Lineage: Eukaryota; Metazoa; Chordata; Aves; Passeriformes; Viduidae. The record is from RefSeq and is a predicted model, not a curated record. Gene Ontology annotation, biological process: protein phosphorylation. Gene Ontology annotation, molecular function: ATP binding; protein kinase activity. The transcript is spliced from 10 exons. The coding region runs from base 118 to 1062 and encodes 314 amino acids.
UCCGUGCGGGACGCGGCGCCGCUCGCUCGGUCCUGCGGGGCUCCCGCGCCCCCCGCGCCGGCCCCGCCGCGCCUCCGCCGCGCCGCAGAGCCGAGAGGCAGAGUUUGGUAUGAUACCAUGGAAGGGCAGCACAACCAUCCUCAUCAUCUAGGGGACCAGAACAACCCUCUGUGCAAGCUGCCGGGGCAGGAAUUCCAGCAUGAUCCUCAGAGACAUUUAACGUCGUACCCGUAUCGCUGCACCUUGGCAGAUUUUCAGAUUGAGAAAAAGAUCGGACGAGGCCAGUUCAGCGAAGUUUACAAAGCAACUUGUCUUCUGGACAGGAAACCCGUGGCACUGAAGAAAGUGCAGAUUUUUGAAAUGAUGGAUGCCAAGGCAAGGCAAGAUUGCAUUAAAGAAAUUGACCUCUUGAAGCAACUGAACCACCCCAACAUAAUUAAGUAUUUGGAUUCUUUCAUUGAAGACAAUGAACUCAACAUUGUCCUGGAGCUGGCUGAUGCUGGGGAUCUCUCUCAGAUGAUUAAGUAUUUUAAAAAGCAGAAACGGUUAAUCCCGGAAAGGACGGUGUGGAAAUAUUUUGUGCAGUUAUGCAGUGCAGUGGAACACAUGCACUCCCGCAGGGUGAUGCACAGAGACAUAAAACCAGCCAACGUGUUUAUAACAGCCACAGGGGUGGUGAAGCUGGGAGAUCUUGGAUUAGGCCGGUUUUUUAGUUCUAAAACCACUGCAGCACAUUCCUUAGUGGGAACUCCCUACUAUAUGUCCCCAGAGCGAAUACACGAGAACGGCUAUAACUUUAAGUCUGAUAUCUGGUCUUUGGGCUGUUUAUUGUAUGAGAUGGCAGCUCUGCAAAGUCCCUUCUAUGGAGAUAAAAUGAACCUGUUUUCUCUUUGCCAAAAAAUAGAGCAAUGUGACUACCCACCUCUUCCAGCUGAACAUUAUUCUGAAAAGCUGCGGGAGCUGGUCAGCAUGUGCAUAUACCCCGACCCAGAUCAAAGGCCUGACAUCGGUUACGUGCACCAAAUAGCCAAACAAAUGCACGUGUGGACCUCGAGCACAUGAGCCGGGAGCCAGCACAGCUCAGUCUUACUUGAAUUCUUUUUCUCAGCUGAAAGCGACUGGUGCCAGGUCACACAGGUGGGAGGUUGAGCACUCGCAGCAGAGGCUCCAUCAUUUGCAGGUUAUUUGACAAGGACUCUUACAGGUGGUUGUGCUUUAACGUGAAGAUUCUGUGAGGUAUUGCAAGUGAUUCUUUUUAUUUUUUAUUUUUAAGGCAAAUAAUGUUACGGAUGUAGAUCAUUUAAGGGUCCUUUCUUAAAACUGUCGUGUGUAAUCUAGGAUAGCAGCUAUUACCGAGGGCUCAGCGUUUGCCAGACCUUCUAUCUUAACUGUAAUGUGAAAUAUUGAAAUAAUUCCUUCAGUGAAAUCACUUUAUACUAAUGUAAGGAUUACCAUAGAUUUUGUGUAAUUUGUAUAACUGCUACUUUGCCUCUUCUGCAAAUGGUUAAUAGCAAAUUCAGUUUUUACUUGGUAUAUUUUAAAGUAGCCAUUUAUGUUUUUAUUAAUUUCCUCCUCUUCAGACUUAGGAACUGGGAAGGGUUGGGGGAGUGGGAAACCCUUUUGUUUCAUGAUUUUUUUUUUAAUUGAAAACUUAAAGAGUAUUUUGCUGACGCAUUUCUCUGUCAGAGAUAAGUUAAACAUGAGCCUGGAGAAAAGAAGAUAAACAUGACAAGCAAACCCCUGCCAGCCUUGCUCCUGCAGAGAAUUGCUCCUUUCCCUCACUUUUCCCUUUUGGAAUGGCUCUUCUUCACCUCCAGGUUCCUGUUUAAAACCAGUGUUUAUCAAAGCCAACUCAGUUUUGGUGCAGAGACUUUUACAUGUUCAAUAGUACAUUGGGUACUAUCGAUGGAACUUCAGCAGUGUUUUAAGCACUUGGAGAAUUUUUAAAAAAUAAAUGAAAUGCUUUGUGUAUGGAA